Pestalotiopsis fici W106-1 is the source of this 1179-nucleotide messenger RNA. RefSeq lists its product as uncharacterized. Bases 1 to 1179 code for a protein of 392 amino acids. Lineage: Eukaryota; Fungi; Ascomycota; Sordariomycetes; Amphisphaeriales; Sporocadaceae. Gene Ontology annotation, molecular function: protein dimerization activity. Gene Ontology annotation, cellular component: trans-Golgi network; exomer complex. The transcript has 2 exons. Gene Ontology annotation, biological process: conjugation with cellular fusion; Golgi to plasma membrane transport. The record is from RefSeq and is a predicted model, not a curated record.
AUGUUGGUUUCGUUGACCGUCGGCAAGGUCGACGCCGGCGUCACUGUGCUCUUGACGCCUGAUAAACGACUGAUCGAGUUUCCCUCAAUCCUCCUCCCGCCUAAUAUUGCCUCGGGUUCCAUUGUUGAUAUCACGGUUGCGCGCAAUACCAAGUCCGAAUCGGCGGCCGAGUCACGCUUCUCGGCACUUCAGGACCAAAUCUUCAAUGCCUUUGGCGCCUCACAGCCGUCCGUCCCCGUCCUGCGCUGUCGCAAUGCCACCCAGACUUCGGUCGUGCUCGAAUGGGACCCGAUUGAGCUGGCAACGGCCGACCUGAUCUCGCUGAGCCUCUACCGCAAUGGGCAAAAGGCCGGCAACAUCCCCAGGCCGCUGCACAUGCACAGCACCAAGAUCAGCGGUCUCGCCGUUGAUACCGAGUACUCAUUCUACCUGGUGCUGCGCACGAGCGCCGGCACCUACCGCUCCGAAGAGGUUGUCGUCAACACGCACAAGAUGACGGACCUGUCCGGAAUCACCAUCACUACUGGUAUCCUGCCUGGCGCCAUGAAGGAGUCGCUCAACAGUGCAGUCGAGCGCAUUGGCGCCAAGAUCGUCGAUGGCGUUAGGAUCGACACGACGCACUUUGUCACUACCGAGGGCCGCGGUAUGGCUUGGGAAAAGGCCGUGGAGAUGAACAUCCCCGUGGUCCGUCCCGAGUGGGUUGAGGCUUGCGAGAAGAACGGCAGGAUUCUGGGAGUCACAAAGUUCUACCUCGAUGCGCUUCGGCCGGGCCCACCGGACACCGAUACUCUAGCUUCGAGGUCGUCGCAGCCGGAACAGCCGCCGCAGUCGCAAUCGUCGCAACAAGAAAAGGCCCUGCCUCCGGAGCCCGCAGCUGAGAAUGGCGAGUCCAAGGAAGCCGGCAAGGACAAGGAGGAGGAGGAAAGCAGUGACGACGAUGAGGAAAAGGAUGACAGCGACGAGAAGGGCGAGGACAAGGCAAAGGCAGAGGCAGAACAGAAGAUGAGACUUGAAGACAAGGAGGACCAGAAGAUUGCCCUGCGGCCCAAGGAUGCUGAAAAGGCAGGUCAGGGCGACGAAAACGGCGACGAUGCCGAAGAUGACGACAAUGAUGACGAUGACGAUAAACCAGCACCCAGUCCUGGUGACGGGGCAAGCUUCCAGGACGUGGCAUUAUAA